GUGAACUUGACACAUACAGGGAUCCACAAAGUAUCUGCUUUGGCAUAAAGACAUUGGGUAAAUUCACUCUGUUCAAAGGAAAAUGUCAUUCUACAAUAAUGCACUGAAAGAUAUAGGGAUUUCUUUUAUGAAUUCGAACACUUCGGUCCCUUCGGUCUCACCGGAAAACAUGGGUAGUAACAGUAAGACAAUAGUUUGGUUCAGGAGAGAUCUUAGAAUUGAUGACAAUCCUGCUUUAGCCGCCGCCGCUAGGGAUGGCAGCGUUUUCCCGGUUUAUAUAUGGUGUCCUAAAGAGGAAGAACAGUUCUAUCCAGGUCGAGUAUCGCGAUGGUGGUUGAAGCAAUCUCUUGCUCAUUUGGAACAGUCUUUGAAGUUUCUUGGUUCUGAACUUGUGCUGAUUAAGACCCAUAGUACUCUUUCAGCUCUUUUAGAUUGCAUCAAGGCUACCGGAGCGACUAAACUCGUGUUUAACCAUCUUUAUGAUCCGGUUUCGCUUGUUCGAGAUCAUAACAUCAAAGAGAAACUUGCAGAGGCCGGGAUUUCCGUGCAAAGCUAUAAUGGAGAUUUGUUAUAUGAACCAUGGGAGAUAUAUGAUGAGAAAGGGCAAGCUUUUACGACCUUCGAUGCAUAUUGGGAUAAGUGUUUGAACAUGCAAAUGGAACCCAUUUCACUUCUUCCCCCAUGGAGAUUGGUCCCCGUUGCAGUGACAGGAACAUUAGAAAGGUGCUCUAUUGAAGAUUUGGGCCUCGAAAACGAAACAGAAAAAGCUAGCAAUGCAUUGUUAGGAAGAGCGUGGUCUCCAGGUUGGGGCAGCGCCGAUAAGGCUAUAACGGAGUUUGUUGAACAUAAUCUAUGCGACUAUUCAAGAAGUAGGCUUAAGGUUGGGGGCAACUCCACAUCACUUUUGUCUCCGUAUCUUCAUUUCGGGGAGCUAAGUGUGAGGAAAGUUUUCCAGAGUGCAAGGAUGAAACAGAUACUAUGGCGAAGAGAACAGAAUUCUCAAGGGGAAGAGAGUGUGUCACUUUUUCUGAAGGCUGUCGGGCUUAGAGAAUAUUCCCGGUACCUUACUUUCAACUUUCCGUUCACUCAUGAGAGACCGUUGUUGAGCAACUUGAAGUAUUUCCCUUGGAAUGCUGAUGUGAACCGUUUUAAGGCUUGGAGACAAGGUCGGACCGGAUAUCCGUUGGUGGAUGCUGGAAUGAGGGAGCUUUGGGCAACUGGUUGGAUACACAACAGAAUACGAGUGAUUGUUUCGAGUUUCGCGGUGAAGUUUCUUCUUCUUCCAUGGAGAUGGGGAAUGAAGUACUUCUGGGACACACUUUUGGAUGCAGAUUUAGAAUGCGAUAUUCUUGGUUGGCAGUACAUCUCUGGGAGCUUACCGGAUGGUCACGAGCUAGAACGAUUAGACAGUCCACAGAUUCAAGGCUCCAAAUUUGACCCUGAAGGUGAAUAUGUAAGGCAAUGGCUGCCGGAGCUAGCGAGGAUGCCGACUGAGUGGAUCCAUCAUCCUUGGGAUGCACCUCAUACCGUGCUUAAAGCUGCAGGUGUGGAGUUGGGGUUGAACUAUCCGAAACCCAUAAUAGAUAUCGAUAUAGCUAGAGAACAUCUGAGAGAAGCUAUAUUUAAAAUGUGGGAAAUGGAAGCAGCUGCAAAGGCUGCAACUUCAGAUGGGAUGAAUGAAGAGGUUUUCGACAAUUCUGUUGGUAUUGAAACCUCCGCGAUCCCAAAAGUUAUCCUAAAGGAGAACUCUUCUUGUCCAACAUAUUCAUCUAAUGAUCAAAGGGUUCCAUCAUUUCAAAAUGGCAAUAAUGGUUCAUUGCAUAGGAAGAGAGCAAAAUGUGUGGAAGAAGAAAGGUUGCCUGCUGAUAAACCGAAUAAUCACAACAAAGAAGCAGGGACUUCGAGAGGAGAAGAAGACUUAUGCUCGACAGCUGAGUCUUCAGCAUCGAAGAGGCAAACUAUUAGCAGAAUGUCAUUCUCUGUUCCCCCGUCUUGUUCUUCGUCCGAUGGCAGGCCUAUGCUGGAGUGUGAAUCGUCUGAUAUGAAGCGGUCAUGGCAAGAAAAGAUCGAUUUGGAACAGACAUCAAGCAAGAAUGGUAAUUAAGAAGCUGCAAAGUUUGAUAUAAUUGUGGUUCUUGCUGUUUAUCUAUCUGAUACAUCAGAUUAAGACAGCCUGCAAAGUUAAACCUUCGAGAUAGAUAUGUAAGUCAAAAUAGUGUGUUUAAUGUAGAUGAGCGUUACAAAUCAUGGGAUGAUAUAUUAAUCAGCCAUUACCAACAAAAAUAUGUAGUUUUCUGCAAUAAAUGAGCAAAACUUAGACUACAUUUGUAUGAAA
Gossypium arboreum is the source of this 2335-nucleotide messenger RNA. RefSeq names its product cryptochrome-1-like. NCBI's taxonomy places the organism in Eukaryota, Viridiplantae, Streptophyta, Magnoliopsida, Malvales, Malvaceae. The record is from RefSeq and is a predicted model, not a curated record. Gene Ontology annotation, biological process: entrainment of circadian clock by photoperiod; circadian regulation of gene expression; blue light signaling pathway. The transcript has 5 exons. Gene Ontology annotation, cellular component: nucleus; cytoplasm. The coding region runs from base 83 to 2104 and encodes 673 amino acids. Gene Ontology annotation, molecular function: DNA binding; blue light photoreceptor activity; FAD binding.